Girardinichthys multiradiatus is the source of this 2347-nucleotide messenger RNA. Its product is annotated as transcription factor E4F1-like. The coding region runs from base 48 to 2321 and encodes 757 amino acids. The record is from RefSeq and is a predicted model, not a curated record. Gene Ontology annotation, biological process: regulation of transcription by RNA polymerase II. Lineage: Eukaryota; Metazoa; Chordata; Actinopteri; Cyprinodontiformes; Goodeidae. Gene Ontology annotation, cellular component: nucleus. The transcript is spliced from 14 exons. Gene Ontology annotation, molecular function: RNA polymerase II cis-regulatory region sequence-specific DNA binding; DNA-binding transcription factor activity, RNA polymerase II-specific.
UCCCGCCCCACUGCUGCGUUGCGACAGAGACGGAGAAGUCAAACGAGAUGAAUGCAGAAAAUAAUCAUACGGCAGAAACAGAGAAGGAGCAAACGACGGACGGCACCGACACCAUAACCAUUCAGACUACACUGGGAGAUGAAGAUGAUGAUGUCCACAAGUGCGGACGGUGUCAGUUCGAGUUCUCCAGCCUGGAGGCUUUCAUCCAGCACAAACUGCAGCAAAGCUGUAAGCGGCUGGAGACCAACGAGGCAGCUCAGGUCCCUUCAAACAUUCGAAGCUCUACCUUCAAGAUAAAAGCAGAUGGUAUAUCUGCAGGUAUACCACCAGGGACCACCAAUGAUGAAAGCAGUGGUCCGAUGGGUCGAGGUCACAGGAAGAAAAUCGCGUCUAUUAAAGUUGCUGACCAGUCUGAUAAAAUCUCAGCAUUUGUAUCUGAAAACACUGACGGUGAACGACAGGCAUUCAAAGUUAAUCAAGCGGGACGUUACAUUUGCCACCUUUGUGAAAAAACUUUUAAAACUACAAACAUCUUGAGGACUCACAUGAAAACUCACAGUGACCAGAAGAACUUCUCAUGUGAACUGUGCGGGACCUCAUUUCGCACCAAAGGCUCACUGAUACGUCACAACCGUCGGCACACUGAUGAGCGGCCCUAUCGGUGUACCCUCUGUGGACAGUCCUUCAGAGAGUCGGGGGCUCUCACCAGACAUCUUAAAUCUUUGACUCCAUGCACAGAGAAGAUCCGGUUUGUCCAGUACAAGGAAAUCCUGGUCAGCAAGGAUGGAGUGCAGAAAGGUGUUGAAGCUGAUCGAGCCCCAGCAGUUUCCCAAAAAGAGGUGGUAGUUGUGGAGCAGCAAGCAGAAGAUCAGGAGAUGGUGGAGGCUCACGCUGGUGUGGUCAGUGUGGUAGAGGCCAGCUCCCAAGAGGUCCUCCGUCAGGUUCACUUCACAGUGGAGGUUGAUGGAACAACACAGGAGCAGCAGGUGGUGGUUGACCAGUCUCAGGCAGAUGCUCUGGCCGCUGCCGGGGACAGCCUCAUCUGCCAGGCUAUCAUCAAGUCCGGCAUUGCGCUGGGCACAGAGGAAACCGUGGUCGAGGAGGCCUCGCUGACAACGCAAGAGAUGGAUAAAGAUGGUUCCGACCCAACAAAUGUUGAUCAGAGUGUAAUUGAGAUCCAGGUUAAAGAAGAGUUUGAAGAGACGGAGGAGGAGACAGCUGACAACCGAGCAUCUUGUAAACUGUACACUUGUCCACAAUGUAAUCGGUCGUUCAAAGGCUUGAAUUAUUUUCGUUUUCAUGUCAAAGGUCAUUUAGGUUACAAACCUUUUAAGUACGCGCUAUGUCAAAAAGAGUUUCUAACUGGCUACCUGUUAAAGAAGCACAUGGAGGUCCACGUCAGCGAGAGGAGGUAUAAAUGCGGCGAGUGCGGCAAGCUAUAUAAAACUAUCGGACAUGUUCGUGAACACAUGAGAGCCCACUCUGAUGAAAGACCCUACCGCUGUCACAGAUGCAACAAGGGAUACAAGACCAAGAAUGCCUUACAAGUUCACCAACGGACCCAUGGUGACGAGAAACCCUAUGUGUGUGAGUUCUGCCUCAGGGGCUUCAGAGAAAAAGGCUCUCUGGUGCGACACAUCCGGCACCACACUGGAGAGAGGCCUUUCAAGUGCCUGAGGUGUGGGCGGGGCUUCGCUGAGCACCGGACUCUCAACCGACACAUGCGCCCUAAAGGAGGCUGCAAUAGGGAGAACUCCAACGAACAGCAGGGGGCAGUAGCGGGUGAGCAGGCCGCUGUGGACAGCCUCAGCACAGAGGAAGUUAUAGCAGAAGAUCCUCAUGCGGUGCUUGUGGAGUUCUCCUCAGUGGUGGCAGACACGCAGGAGUAUAUUAUAAAGACUCAAACUGGAGAGGAAAUGCAGGAAGAAGUUACACUCAUUCAGGACAGCCAAAAUGAGAUGGGAAACCAGAUCAUGAAAGCGGUGCAGCAGAUUGUCAGCCAGUCCCACAGCGCGGGCGGCCACCAGAUCAUUGUGCGAAACGUGGGCGCGGACGAAGAGGGCGCCUCCAUCUCUGACUGCGGGGACACCAUCACCAUCGCCACACCGGAGAGCCUGACGGAGCAGGUGGCCAUGACGCUGGCCUCCGCCAUCAGCGAUGGGACGCUGCUCGCCACUAGGGGCACCACUGAGGACGCUGAGGGGACUGUUACCAUGGUUACCACAGAGGAAGCAGUAGAAGAGGAAAUACAGAUGGUGCAGCAGCAAGAGGAGUAUGUCAUCACCUCCCAAGAGGAGGUGGAGGUUCAGACUGUUGUAUGAUCAAAGAGGAUGCCACCAAAGAACUC